CCACCCCAAACCUUCCCUUGUCUCUCUAAAACUUCCAUAAACCUUUUAAACCCUGCAAACGGAAUCAAUUCCCACGGAAUUCCAACGCCACCAAACCUUCCCUUGUCUCUCUAAAACCUAGCCCACCAUCUCCUUCCUUCAUUCCCCACUAAACCCAGUGAAAAUUUCAGCUCAAUUGAAGGCAUGGAUGACGUUUGCGAGGGCAAGGACUUCUCUUUCCCCAACCAAGAAGAAAAAAUCCUCGAAUUCUGGGCAAGAAGUUAAAGCCUUCGAGACCCAAUUGGAAAAGAAAAGGAUUUCCUGAAUAUAUUUUCUUAUGACGGCCCCCCAUUUGCAACCGGCCUUCCCAUUACGGCCACAUUUUGGCCGGAACCAUUAAAGAUAUUGUGACCCGGUACCAGUCCGAUGACGGUAUCAUGUGACCCGGCGCGUUCGGGUGGGACUGCCAUGGGUUGCCCGUGGAGCACGAGAUUGAUUUGAAAUUGGGAUUAAGAGUCGAGAGAUGUGUUGAAAUGGGGAUUGAUAAGUAUAAUAGGAGUGUAGGAUAUCGUUUUCGAGGUAUGUGGAGGAGUGGGAGAAGACUGUGGUGAGAGUUGGGAGGUGGAUUGAUUUUAGGAAUGAUUAUAAGACUAUGGACUUGAAGUUUAUGGAGAGUGUUUGGUGGGUUUUUGCUCAAUUGUAUAACAAAGGACUUGUUUACCGAGGCUUCAAGGUUAUGCCAUACAGUACUGGCUGCAAAACUCCUCUGUCCAAUUUUGAAGCAAAUUCGAAUUAUAAGGAAGUACCUGAUCCUGAGAUAAUGGCAUCUUUUCCUUUAGCGGAUGAUGAAGAGGGUACAUCUCUUGUUGCCUGGACAACAACACCAUGGACGCUACCUAGUAAUUUGGCACUAUGCGUUAACAAGGAUUUUGUCUAUGUAAAGGUGCGCAACAAGUUCAAUGGGAAGAUUUAUGUGGUAGCAGAGUCUCGAUUAUCAGAGCUUCCUGUGGAGAAGGCAAAAAAGGGUGUACCUAAUGGACCUGUUAAUGAUUCUGAGAGCACAAAUCCUAAGACAAAGUCUUCUGGUGGGAAAGGAAAGGAUCUCGCUACUUAUGAGGUGCUGGAAAAAUUCUCAGGGAGCUCGUUGGUGGGGAAAAAAUAUGUGCCUCUGUUUGAUUACUUCAAAGACUUUUCAGAUGUAGCAUUCAAAGUUGUAGCAGAUGACUAUGUAACAGCUGACAGUGGUACUGGAAUAGUUCAUUGUGCUCCGGCAUUCGGUGAAGAUGAUUAUCGUGUUUGUAUGGAGAAUCACAUGAUUACUAAGGGUGAGAACCUGGUUGUAGCGGUUGACGACGAUGGAUGUUUUACGGAAAGGAUAACUGAUUUCAAGGGCUGCUAUGUUAAGGAUGCAGACAAGGGCAUAAUUCUGGCUGUGAAGGAAAAAGGCAGGCUUGUCAAGUCUGGAAGCUUUAUGCAUUCAUAUCCCUUCUGUUGGAGAUCUGAUACCCCCCUUAUAUAUAGAGCAGUUCCUAGCUGGUUUGUUGCUGUAGAAAAGAUAAAGGAUCAGUUGCUGGAGAACAACAAACAGACAUACUGGGUUCCAGAUUUUGUGAAGGAGAAGCGCUUUCAUAAUUGGUUAGAAAAUGCAAGAGACUGGGCAGUCAGUCGAAGUAGAUUUUGGGGUACUCCACUUCCAUUAUGGAUUAGUGAGGAUGGCGUAGAAAUUGAAGUCAUGGAUUCCAUUGAGAAGUUAGAGAGGCUCUCUGGUUCCAAGGUGACUGAUUUGCAUCGUCACAAAAUUGAUCAUCUCACAAUUCAAUCCCGUCGUGGCCCAGAGUUUGGUGUGCUUCGACGUGUGGAGGAUGUAUUUGAUUGCUGGUUUGAGAGUGGGUCCAUGCCAUAUGCAUACAUCCAUUAUCCAUUUGAAAAUGUUGAACUCUUUGAAAAUAACUUUCCUGGUCAUUUUGUGGCUGAGGGGCUGGAUCAGACUCGUGGAUGGUUCUAUACUCUUAUGGUACUGUCUACUGCAUUAUUCGAAAAACCUGCUUUCAGAAACCUCAUAUGUAAUGGACUUGUUUUGGCUGAAGAUGGAAAAAAGAUGAGCAAAAGACUGAAGAACUAUCCUCCUCCAGGAGAAGUAAUUGAUGAAUUUGGUGCUGAUGCUUUGCGAUUGUACAUUAUUAACUCUCCAGUUGUUCGUGCUGAGCCUUUGCGUUUUAAAAAAGAUGGAGUAUAUGGUGUGGUUAAAGAUGUCUUUUUGCCAUGGUAUAAUGCUUACAGAUUCCUUGUACAAAAUGCAAAAAGGCUUGAGGUUGAGGGUCUUGCACCAUUUGCUCCAAUGGAUCAAUGUACUCUCCAGAAUUCUUCUAAUGUUCUCGAUCAGUGGAUCAACUCGGCAACUCUGAGUUUGGUACAUUUUGUUCGGAAAGAAAUGGGUGCUUAUAGACUGUAUACGGUUGUUCCUGAACUCCUGAAAUUUCUGGAUAACCUGACAAACAUCUAUGUGCGGUUCAAUCGGAAGAGACUGAAAGGUCGUACAGGUGAAUUGGAUUGCAGAGUUGCAUUAUCAACUCUUUACCAUGUUCUUCUAACUUCAUGUAAAGCAAUGGCUCCAUUUACACCAUUUUUCACGGAGGUUCUUUAUCAGAAUAUGCGAAAAGUUUGCAAUGGAUCAGAAGAAAGCAUUCAUUAUUGUAGUUUUCCAGAGGUUGAAGGGGAGGGAGGAGAACGCAUUGAAAAAAGUGUUAGCAGGAUGAUGACUAUCAUUGAUCUUGCACGCAACAUUCGUGAACGUCAUAACAAACCUCUCAAGACACCACUCAGGGAGAUGGUGGUGGUGCACCCUGAUGCAGAGUUCCUUGGUGACAUUGCUGGCAAACUAAAAGAGUAUGUGCUUGAGGAACUCAACAUCAAGUCAUUGGUCCCUUGUAAUGAUACUUUGAAGUAUGCUUCUUUACGUGCAGAACCUGAUUUUAGUGUAUUAGGGAAAAGGCUUGGAAAGUCAAUGGGAGUUGUUGCAAAAGAGGUUAAGGCCAUGUCCACGGAUGAUAUAUUGGCUUUUGAAAAGGCUGGAGAAAUAACUAUUGCUACUUUCUCUCUAAAGCUUAGUGAUAUUAAGAUCUCUCGUGGUUUCAGACGUCCUGACAAUAUUAGUGAUAAGGACAUGGAUGCCGCAGGAGAUGGUGAUGUUUUGGUGGUGUUGGAUUUACGUCAGGACGAAUCACUGUUUGAAGCUGGUGUAGCUCGUGAGGUUGUCAAUAGAAUCCAGAAAUUGCGGAAGAAAGCUGGGCUUGAACCUACAGACACUGUUGAAGUAUACUUUGAAUCAUUGGAUGAGGACAAGUCAAUUUCUCAACAAAUUCUUGAGGCUCAGGAGGCAAAUAUCAGGGAUGCGCUUGGGUGUCCUUUGCUACGUUCCACCUUAAUCCCACCACAUGCUGUUAUUCUUGCUGAAGAGAAGUUCUAUGGAAUCUCGACUCUCUCGUUUGCAGUCAGAUUGGCAAGACCAUCUCUAGUAUUUGUCCCGGAUGCCAUUGUCUCUUUAUAUGCAGGAAAUUUGAAGUUUGCGCAAGGUUUACAGGCUUAUUUGUUAAUGAGAGAUCUAUUGAACUUAAAGUCCGAAUUUCAACUUGGAAAUGGGAAGAUUCAAGUCACUUGCAUUGAAAAUCAGCCGCCAGUGGAAGUGGUGCUAAGAGAACACGUCUACUUGAGCGUUGGAGAUUACUUUUUGGGCACAAAAGCUUCACGAUCGAACUGAUUGUUUGUACUGUUUUAUUUUUUUCCCCCAUUCUUCUUUCUUCUUUUUCCCCAUCCUCUUAGUUGUAUGGGUCAGACAAGGAAACCUGGAGGCUGCCAAAGCAAGAUAGAGGUGCCUAAUAUGUGUUAUUGUUUGUAUACGAAAUGAAAUUUUGGAAAGCAAAAUGAAAGAAAUUCUAUAGUUGUAGCAAGACCGCUUUUUUCAUUCUUAAA
Molecule: messenger RNA, 3948 nt
Organism: Coffea eugenioides
Lineage: Eukaryota; Viridiplantae; Streptophyta; Magnoliopsida; Gentianales; Rubiaceae
Product: isoleucine--tRNA ligase, cytoplasmic
Exons: 27
Coding region: 632-3736 (1034 amino acids)
Biological process (GO): isoleucyl-tRNA aminoacylation
Molecular function (GO): isoleucine-tRNA ligase activity; ATP binding; aminoacyl-tRNA deacylase activity
Source: RefSeq, a predicted model, not a curated record